AUUAAUCCGUUUUAAUGAGAACAGUGAUUAUAAUAGUUAUUUUGAUAGGAAUAGCUCAAUCUGCUUAACAUUUGAGAUAAAAGAAGAGCCAUAUAUUAAAUGGACAAAAAUUAGCUUUAAUAGAAAAACAAGUGCAAUAUAUUGAUGAUGAUGUUUAAUUGAAUAAAGAACAAGAAAUUUAAUAAGAAGGUUUCUAAGAAAUUAAUGUUCAUGAAUAAAUGUAAGUUUAAAUAGAGGAAGAGGCAGUUAUUUAAAUUGAUGAAGAAUAGACAUUAAGUGCAGAAUAAAUGGAAGAAUUAGAUAGAAAAGAAUAAGAAGAAUAUGAAAGAAUGAAGAGAUAAAGACUUGAAGAAUAACAUUUAAAUGAUGAAGACACCUAUAUGUAAAGUCAAUAGAAUGAAAGGAAAACAAAUAAUCAAUAUGAUCUUGAAAGUGAAAUGCCUGUUGAUGUAGUUGAACACCAACUCACUCCAGUCAUUUAAAAAGAUCCAAUCCCUGAUCAAAAAGGAGUAGUUUCUCCAUUUGCUCCUGCUGACAACAGUUUACCUUAUUCAUCAUAUGAUAGUGAAAGUGGAUUUGAGGUUAAGGAAAGUGAUAUCAGAAUGUAGGGAUCAAUCAAUCCAAAUGAUUUAGAUCAAUAUUUGGAAGAGUAAUAUAGAAAGGAGAUGGAAUAGUUUGCAAAUGUCCCUAUUUGA
This is a messenger RNA of Paramecium primaurelia, 695 nucleotides long. The record is from the annotation of a GenBank genome assembly. Lineage: Eukaryota; Ciliophora; Oligohymenophorea; Peniculida; Parameciidae.